AUGUACCUUAAUAGCAACAUUUUUCGACCCGGGGGCCCGGGGGAGAGCUUUUUAAGAUUUGUGGUUCGGGCCGUAGAUUGCCCUUCCCUGACAUAUUGUAUUAAAAAAUUCUUCUUCAUCCUCGUUAUUGUACCACCAGCAACCGUUGCGAAAAACAGUUCCCUGCUGUCGUCUGAUCUGACGCUGAUCAUUUUACAUAUUGCCUUAAGAAAUUUAAGGGUGUUGGGGUCCAUCGGGCCGAGAACCUCGAUACAUAUUGGCAAGAAUUCCAUCGAGGGGAGGGCAUUCCCAUAUUUUUUUCAUUUUCUCGUCCGCUGCCCUGGCCGCGGCCAAACCGCAUCCUUUACUUGUCAGGUUUACAUAUCGUUUGGCAAGGGUGCCAGGGACCGUAACAUCCCACGCCAAACAUCUACCGGCUUUCUAAGCAUCAUUAUGAGGCAACAUUUUAUUGCUAGUAAUAUCCUAAUUCGUGAAAUUCAAGAAGCCACCUUCAUCAUCGUCAUCGUCGUCGCUAUCGAACCGUUGAACUCUUAUGCGUGGGUGUACGAAUGA
Messenger RNA from Helobdella robusta, 552 nucleotides. RefSeq lists its product as hypothetical. The coding region runs from base 1 to 552 and encodes 183 amino acids. The transcript has 3 exons. NCBI's taxonomy places the organism in Eukaryota, Metazoa, Annelida, Clitellata, Rhynchobdellida, Glossiphoniidae. The record is from RefSeq and is a predicted model, not a curated record.